GAUUAGAUUGGAGAAAGCCAAAGAGGUACGGCUAUACUACGGAGCCAGGGAAGAGACGCGGCAUGGAGAGGCAGACAGGAGGAGGGUGACUAAGUGAAUGCAGUUUGCUGUAUCGCAGUGGAGUCCACAGGCUGUCUGGCGGAUCUUAUUGAAUCAACAAAUGGAUUUACAUGGCAUAUGAGGAGCACGCACUAAUACUGUCUUUACGUCCUUUCACCGCUGCGACCACUGUGAAGAAAGCGCGGCAGAGGGUUACAGCCGACAACUCAUCUCUCAGCUGUGAGCAGAUUAGAGUCUACUCAGCGGCAGUACAGGCUAUUCUUGCCGGUAAGUGUGCGAAAGGGGGAGAGUGACGGUGUGUGUUGGGGUGCUCAUAAUAGCAGCCCCAUUGGUAUUCAGCGGAGGGAGCUCCAGGAUCUCGCUGCGCCUUUCCCCGGGAUGGGAUCACAGAGCAGGGAUUGUGCUUGCCCACGGAGAGCCCGGUGAAAUGGAUUAGCGCGUGCCAAAGAUGGACCUUGAAUAGGCAACAUGGAAGUCUAAACCAACGCUGCACUUUUUCUGGAUAAAACUUCCCUUAGGAGUCGUUGGACUGCAAACCAAUUAGUGAGUUGGACAUACCUUUGAGUGGUGUGGACUUUAUCAAAAAUGAAAUAGGUGAUGCUUGAGCAGUGGCAUGGAGCUUUUUGACCUGUCUGGAUUUAUGGGUUGGAUAUCCCAUCAAGAUUACAACACUUUAGUGAAUGCUGCGGAAGUCCCCCCCACUGGCUUGUGGGCAAAAGCGAGUAAUUGAAAAAUCCUCCCCUGAGAACCUCUCCAUUUUGAUUUGUUGUUCUGAAAGAGAAUUUAUAUAUUUCCCCCUCUUUACUGAAGAGCAAUUUUAACAAAACAGGCUUUAUCCUUCCCUUUCUACCGUUUUGCUACGGUCUCCUCUCACAUUGCGGAGAAAUACAUUAUGAAACAGCGCCAUUCUUCUUCAUCCUCCCUCAGUGACGGAAAGAGAGGAGGGACAGAUUGUCCAGAAUAGAUAACCAGCGAAGAAGCCAGGCACAGAGAAAAAAUCAAAAGUAGACUAAAAGAAUAUUGUUGAAAAUCUGUGUGUAGAGUUUUGUGCCUUUUCUAUUUGUUGCUUGUUAGCGCCAUGUGCAGUAGACGGGUCAGGAAACACAAGCAGAGUUGGGCACUGGUAGGGAAAAGAUUGAAGGAUGUCCUGGUAAAGAGACAGCACUGAAUGAAAGCAGAGCUCUGAGGCUGGUAAGACGGGUGGAUACAGGCAGACAGGUAAACAGGCAGGACCCAGUGUCAGGCACAGUGCCAGGCAGACAUCCAGUGGCGACACAGUCAUUGUCAUUCUGCUGAGGGAAAGGACUCAAGGGAAGAAGCCAGUGAAGAAAAAAAAAGAGAGGAUUCCGGUUUUGGUAGCAUCUUGAGAUUCCAUCCAGUAUCAAAAUCCCAUGCAUUGAAGGCAUAAGGCAGUCAGGCAGGGAGGAGAGAGAGACUGCCAUCAGAAAGGGGAAUAGGGAGAGAGCAGGUGUCGGAAAUCCUCCCCUUCAUCUGCUUGUCAUUUACUUCUUUAUAUUUUCCCCUCGUCUGGUGAGCUGAUUGGUUUUCUGGUGCUAGCGGGCCUGUGCUGCAAUCCUGACAAACAAACAGAAAGACAAACUAAAAAAAGUCAAAAAAGGAGACUGUUUGACUCAAUUUUUUGCAGCUUCCUUUUUUUUUUUCUAAAGAUAAGAAGAAAACAACACACCAAUCAAUCCCUCAUUUUCGUCUGACCAGAACUGAUCCAGAGCUUGUUUCAAAGGGAUUAUUUUUGGAUUCUUCUGUGGUUUUUCGGCCUCACUGUGACACUUUGAGAUUCUGUGACCCCCACGCCCCCCUGCUUGGGCUGAAGUGCUAAACUCCGACUUUCCCCCAAGAUUUCGGCGCCUGCUAACUGCUACAGAGAUAAUAUGGCACGGCGCUUCUGAAACCGUCUGAUUCAUUCUGUGGUGGUACAGGCAGCCAGCAGACCAUUCUCCAUGAGGAGCAGUAGAAGAUGCCAGCUCUGCCAGCACUGCUGCUGUCAACACACUUCCUGUCCUUUCUGCUAGUCACUAUGGCGCCACGCUCCCUCAGUCAAGCCCCUCUCCUCUCUUCUGUCCGCAUGGCAGCAAUCCUGGAUGACCAGUCGGUGUGUGGGCGAGGGGAGCGGCUGGCGCUGGCUUUGGCCCGGGAGAACAUCAACAGUGUGAUGGAGGGUCCCACUCGAGCCCAAGUGGAGGUGGACAUCUACGAGCUGCAGAAAGACUCUCAGUAUGACACCACUGACACUAUGUGUCAGAUUCUACCCAAAGGCGUCGUCUCUGUCAUCGGUCCCGCCUCUAGCCCCGCCUCUGGGUCAACUGUCAGUCAUAUAUGUGGAGAAAAAGAGAUCCCACAUGUAAAGAUCGGCCCGGAGGAGACUCCUCGCCUGCCCUACCUUCGCUUCGCCUCCGUGACGCUGUACCCUAGCAACGAGGACUUAAGCCUGGCCAUAGGAGCCAUCUUGCGAUCCUUCAGCUACCCAUCAGCCAGCCUCGUGUGCGCCAAGGCGGAGUGCCUGCUCAGACUGGAGGAGUUGGUGCGCCGCUUCCUCAUCUCCCGGGAGACACUGUCAGUCCGUAUGCUGGAUGACAACAUGGACCCCACACCGCUGCUCAAGGAGAUCCGUGACGAUAAGGUGGCCACCAUCAUCAUCGAUGCCAACGCCUCUGUGUCCUACCUCAUCCUCAAAAAGGCAUCAGAGCUCGGGAUGACAUCAGCGUUUUACAAGUACAUCCUAACCACCAUGGACUUCCCCCUCCUGAGACUAGAUGACAUAGUCGACGACCAGUCCAACAUCGUGGGCUUCUCCAUGUUCAACACCACUCACCCGUUCUACCUGGAGUUUAUCCGGAGCCUGAACCUGUCCUGGCGGGAGGGCUGUGACCUGACGUACCCUGGCCCAGCACUCUCGUCGGCCCUGAUGUUUGACGCGGUGCAUGUGGUGGUGGGCGCCGUCCGGGAAUUGAACCGCAGUCAGGAGAUUGGAGUGAAGCCACUGAGCUGCACAUCGCCUCAGAUCUGGCAACACGGGACCAGUCUCAUGAACUAUCUGCGCAUGGUGGAGUAUGACGGUCUGACGGGCCGCGUGGAGUUCAACAGCAAAGGGCAGAGGACCAACUACACCCUGCGGAUCCUGGAGAAGCACCGUGGAGGCCACAAAGAGAUCGGAAUCUGGUACUCCAACAACACGCUGGCGAUGAACUCCACCAGUCUGGAUAUUAAUGUCUCUGAGACGCUGGCGAACAAGACCCUCAUUGUUACCACCAUACUGGAGAAUCCGUAUAUGAUGCGCAAAGACAACUACCAGGAUUACCAGGGCAAUGACCAGUAUGAGGGCUUCUGUGUGGACAUGCUGAGGGAGGUGGCAGACAUGCUCAAGUUCUCCUUCAAGAUCAAGCUGGUGGAUGAUGGGCUCUACGGCGCUCCAGAGCCCAAUGGUUCUUGGACAGGCAUGGUUGGAGAGCUGAUCAACAGGAAAGCCGACCUGGCCGUGGCAAGCUUCACCAUCACAUCGGAGCGAGAGAAAGUUAUUGACUUCUCUAAGCCGUUCAUGACCCUGGGGAUCAGCAUCUUGUACCGGGUUCAAAUGGGACGGAAGCCAGGUUACUUCUCCUUUCUCGACCCCUUCUCACCCGCCGUCUGGCUCUUCAUGCUGCUUGCCUACCUUGCUGUCAGCUGCGUGCUUUUCCUAGCUGCAAGGUUAAGCCCUUAUGAGUGGUACAACCCUCACCCGUGUCUCCGGGAGCGCAGGGACAUGCUGGAGAAUCAGUACACUUUGGGGAACAGUCUGUGGUUCCCAGUGGGAGGAUUCAUGCAGCAGGGAUCAGAGAUCAUGCCCAGGGCCCUGUCCACCAGAUGUGUCAGUGGUGUGUGGUGGGCGUUCACGCUCAUCAUCAUCUCCUCCUACACGGCCAACCUGGCAGCCUUCCUCACCGUGCAGAGGAUGGAGGUGCCUAUCGAAUCCCCUGACGACCUGGCUGACCAGACCAACAUCGAGUAUGGGACCAUCCAUGGAGGCAGCACCAUGACUUUCUUUAUGAACUCACGGUACCAGACCUACCAGCGCAUGUGGAACUACAUGUACUCCAAGCAACCCAGUGUGUUUGUGAAAAGCACAGAGGAAGGCAUCGCUCGUGUACUCAACUCCAAGUACGCCUUUCUGAUGGAGAGCACCAUGAACGAGUACCACCGUGGCCUCAACUGCAACCUGACUCAGAUCGGAGGCCUGCUGGACACCAAGGGCUAUGGGAUCGGCAUGCCUCUAGGCUCUCCUUUCCGGGAUGAGAUCACGUUGGCCAUCCUCCAGCUGCAGGAGAAUAACCGUCUGGAGAUCUUGAAGAGGCGAUGGUGGGAAGGAGGCCAAUGUCCCAAAGAGGAGGACCACCGCGCCAAGGGUCUGGGCAUGGAGAACAUUGGAGGCAUCUUCGUAGUGCUGAUCUGCGGCCUAAUCAUUGCUGUGUUCGUGGCCAUUAUGGAGUUUGUGUGGUCGACGCGGCGUUCCGCAGAGACCGAUGAGGUAUGCCCCCAUACCUGUCCUCGCCGACCCCACAGACACUCCCCAGUGUCUGUUUGUCAGGAAAUGAUCACAGAGUUCCGAAACGCCGUCUCAUGUAAGAAGAGUUCCCGCCUGCGUCGGCGCCGGCCCCUCAGCAGUUCAGCUGCCCUGCGACACCCUGCACGCAUCGCCAUGGGUGCCCCGCGGCCUUUGCGCCUGGUCCGAGAGAUGCGCCUGAGCAACGGGAAGCUCUACAGUGGAGCAGGACCCCUGACAGGGGGCACUGGAGGGGGGUGUACAGGACCUUCAGAUGUUGGGCCAGGACCACAGCGUAUCCUAGAUGACCCUCUAGGAGCUAACGCUACCCCUCCCCCUCCAGCACCCACCCCAGUUAUGUUGCCGGGGCGGGGGUGCUCUCAUGUGCGCAUCUGCCAAGAGUGCAGAAGAAUCCAGAACAUGAGAGCAGGGGGCAGUAUAGGCUCCACAGGCAGCCGAAUACCCCCCUCCUCUGCACCUUUGCCCCGCCUACCCCCACCUCCACCUCAGUCCUCCUCAAACACGGACAGUGAGGGUGGCGGGGGGGCCAGUCCGAGGAGACUUCACCACAGCCCCCCACCCCACAGCAGCCGGCCCUGUCCGCCCCACAGCAGUAACAGCACAGACCUAAUGGGAGACCAGGACUGAGAGCAGUACAAACACUACUUCUUAAAGGACCAAUGCUUUUGUUAUUUUGGACAAAAGGGUGUCUUUAAAUGGACUUUUACAGAGAAAUUAAACUGACAAAUGAAACUCGGCUCCCAUACACCGAACUGCUCAGUGUGAACAAGUCUCCACAGAAGAGAAAAGACAGAAGGUUCCUUACUUUCCUCACCUCCAGAUUGGAGUCUUACGCAGACACUUUGCUAAAAGAGAACAAUCUCUGGUGUGAAAAGGAGCCCUGUCAAAGGACAUACCGUAUCUGUAUGUGAUUUAAAAGAACAUAUAAAGACUUCCAGAGAACAAUUUCCUGUUGUUUAAUUUUUUUGGUUGUCUUGUUUUGUUACCAUUGUUCAAAGUGGGAAUCCAGAGUUAAAUACAGCCUAUUUGUGACAAUAUGGUGGAUUAUAAAAUACUAAGAGAUUUGACUUA
Molecule: messenger RNA, 5686 nt
Organism: Periophthalmus magnuspinnatus
Lineage: Eukaryota; Metazoa; Chordata; Actinopteri; Gobiiformes; Gobiidae
Gene: grik5
Product: glutamate receptor, ionotropic, kainate 5
Exons: 22
Coding region: 2036-5242 (1068 amino acids)
Biological process (GO): synaptic transmission, glutamatergic; monoatomic ion transport; modulation of chemical synaptic transmission
Cellular component (GO): plasma membrane; presynaptic membrane; kainate selective glutamate receptor complex
Molecular function (GO): transmitter-gated monoatomic ion channel activity involved in regulation of postsynaptic membrane potential; kainate selective glutamate receptor activity
Source: RefSeq, a predicted model, not a curated record